AUGAACUUAAGAUGCAACACUGCCUCUUCCUGCAUCCGUGCCAGCCCAUUUGGCAUCCUACAGGUGUUGCUGCUUCUGUCACUGCUCCUGACCGUGCUAAUUCCCUGCACCAGCCAAGAAAUUAACUGUGCAGAAAAUGCAUUGCAUGUUGAACUGCGCUGCAUGUGUGUGAAGACCACUUCUGGAAUUCAUCCCAGUUAUAUCAGCAGUUUACAGGUGGUCAGGGCAGGAGCCCAUUGCCACAAACUGGAAGUGAUAGCCAAUCUGAAGGAUGGAAGAAAAAUCUGCCUGGACCCAGAAGCUCCCAAAAUCAAGAAAAUAGUACAGAAAAUUUUAGAAAGUGGUGGAUCAACUGCAUAA
Molecule: messenger RNA, 360 nt
Organism: Chrysochloris asiatica (Cape golden mole)
Lineage: Eukaryota; Metazoa; Chordata; Mammalia; Afrosoricida; Chrysochloridae
Gene: PPBP
Product: pro-platelet basic protein (chemokine (C-X-C motif) ligand 7)
Exons: 3
Coding region: 1-360 (119 amino acids)
Biological process (GO): cellular response to lipopolysaccharide; chemokine-mediated signaling pathway; antimicrobial humoral immune response mediated by antimicrobial peptide
Cellular component (GO): extracellular region
Molecular function (GO): chemokine activity; CXCR chemokine receptor binding
Source: RefSeq, a predicted model, not a curated record